Alternaria rosae is the source of this 1616-nucleotide messenger RNA. RefSeq lists its product as uncharacterized. NCBI's taxonomy places the organism in Eukaryota, Fungi, Ascomycota, Dothideomycetes, Pleosporales, Pleosporaceae. The coding region runs from base 296 to 1498 and encodes 400 amino acids. The transcript has 4 exons. The record is from RefSeq and is a predicted model, not a curated record.
ACAAUCGUGCAACGUCUAGUAAACAUACAACAUCGAAGAUAUCAGUAUGUAACAGGUUGUUUCGAUGAUCUAGGUUUGUAUUUUGUAAAAAGCUCGGGUAAGUCAUCUGGUGUUAAACGGCACGUGAACAGGCGCGAUCAUGAGACCACUCAUCACCAAAACAAAAAAGCGACGAUGUGAUUAAUUGUCAAAAUGACUGUCUGGCUGUUGAGUUCUUGUAGCGCAAGGUUUGAAUACGCAUUCCACUGUCACCUUUCACACUCCGCAUCCAUUGUAUAUUCCACAGCCUAGCAUCAUGAAAGAAGAAGCAGAAAAAGCCGUAGAGACAGCAAAAGGGCUACUCCAAGACUUUGUAGUCGUGGUUUCCCUCGUGCGGACCUUGACGGAAUCUUUCGGUUCUGCCAGUGAUCUAUACCGCAAGCUCAAGCGUAGAUCUGGUAAGAAAGAUAGCGACGAUGAGGAAGAUGAGUAUCAUACUCUGAGGCCAUGGCAUAGGCGUCGUCGCGACUCCAUGUUUGGCUCGGAAAAGAGGAAAGGCGACUACAGUGACAGCGAAGAAGAGCUCAUAUGCACCUCUUCUUCCCAGAUCCGAGCCGAGUACGAACGUGGGUAUCGGAAGCUAGGCGAGCCGUUCGCGCGUGGCGAUGUUACAACGCAUACGCAGCUCCAGUCUCAGAUUAUAAAGCUUCAGCAGACGGUCAUCAACAUCCAACAGGAUCUGCUACUAAGCACAUAUAUGGCGCCGUCAUCUUCGCACUCGCACCUUGUCCGUCUGAUUCAGACGGCUCGUACGGCGCGCGCAGCCUCCAUCGCUUCGUUGAACAUGCAGUACGAACGAAUGCUGCCACCACUUCCAUCACCGCUAUUACCUCGACAACCCGACGCACCUUUAAGAGUCCCUGGCGCAUUUCCACUACCCGACCACCCGCGACCACCGUCAAGGCCACUGCGACACAAAAAGCGCAUGAACAGCAGCUCUAGCUCCUCAUGCGAGUCAAAGGAGGUUCUUAUCAAACCGAUACCAAUCGUGAAGCCCAAACCAAAGCCCACGCCUAUACCUCCACCCCCUCCCCCACCUCAGCCUCAGCCUCCAUCUUCACGAUACAGCACGAGGCUAUUCUGCAUCUACGCCAAAGACCUCCAACAUAACUCCCGUCUCCACCUCGCCGAUACCUACCGACCCACUGGCGACCACAAGUGUCCUUUCUGUCGCACACAUGUUCCCAUCCAACCCGGAAAAGCCUGGGAGCUCGUCGUCGAUGGCUACAAGAAGAAAGACGAACACAGUCAUUUCAAGAUGGCACCUCGAACGUUUCGCAUCAAGAACCGAUUUAUUGUCAAGAGCCAUAGAGAAGGUGGGGGCUUUGCAUGUGUGCUUUGCGCAAGAUUUAGGGAGUCGGAUACCGUGUGUAGGGGUAUUGAGGCGUUGAUGGAUCAUCUUUGGAGGGAGCAUACGAGUUAUGAGUUGGAGAUGGAUGCGGAUAUUGUGGAGGUGUAGAGGGGUGUUUGAUGUUGUUUUUGGUGUUUUAAUGAUUGGCGUUGGUGAUACCCCUUAGUAAUUAUCUUUUGCGUCGAACUUUCAUUUGAUACUUUUGCAAUAUAAUCAUGAAUACUAU